This is a messenger RNA of Marmota monax (woodchuck), 3443 nucleotides long. RefSeq names its product CEBPZ opposite strand (gene Cebpzos). NCBI's taxonomy places the organism in Eukaryota, Metazoa, Chordata, Mammalia, Rodentia, Sciuridae. The record is from RefSeq and is a predicted model, not a curated record. Bases 492 to 734 code for a protein of 80 amino acids. The transcript has 6 exons.
UUGCCAAGUUAUGAGAUCUCGGACACUCCAGUGUCACUGUGUCCCGUGCUCGGGAGGCCGAGCAUUUCCGGGUCGCUGGUCGACCUUGGCUGGGGUGGUGCAGCCAGUUCACCGCGCGCGUGUCGGUGCAGACCCGCCCCGAGAGCACCCGGCGGAAGGCAGGGAGGCCCGGGAAUCCCAGAGGGGUGGGAGCGGAGCUGAGGCGUCCGCCGGGAGCUUGGUUCCCUACCGCGGGAAUCUGCGCGACUGCUUUUGCUCUUCAAGCCCAGGGCCGAGAUGCUGGGAAACGUCGCUCUUCGCUUCUACACUGGGAGGCCUUGCUGUUCCGAUUCGUGUCGCCCUGAGAUGCUGGGCCUUGUAGGCCACUUCUCAAAUCAGCGACUUUGAUUUGCAGCCUUCACUCACAGACUCAGGGUCUCACUAAAUUGCUGAGGCUGAUCUGGAACUUGUGAUUCUCCUGCCUCAGCCUCACUAGUCUCUGGCAUUACAGGAUGGCCCACAAAAUGGAAUCAAUGGCAAAGAAGAUGUUUAAAGGAAUUUUAGUAGCUGAAUUGAUGGGCGUUUUUGGAGCUUAUUUUUUGUUUAAUAAGAUGAAUACAAGUCAAGAUUUCAGGCAAACAAUGAGCAAGAAAUUUCCCUUCAUCUUGGAAGUUUACUAUAAAGCCAUCGAACAGUCUGGAAUAUAUGAAAUCAGAAGGCAAGACCAAGAGAAAUGGAUGAAUAGCAAAAAUUAAGAAUCUGGCCACUGAUCAGAAUUUGCCCUUAAGCGAAAUAUUAUCAACCCAGAUUAAAAUUCCAAGGUUGACAUGGAUGGGUUUUUGGAAUAUUUAAGGCAAAUACAAUUUAAAAAAAAUUUUUUUUGUAGUUGUAAAUGGACAGCAUGCCUUUAUUUUUAUUUAUUUUUAUGUGGUAAUGAGGAUUUUAAAAAAUUUUUAAAAAUUAUAAUUUAAAAAUUCAGCUGCCUGAAGUAACAUUAAUUCAAUUUUUUAAUAAACUUACAGAGUUGUUCAACCAUGACCAUAAACCAAUUUAGAACAUUUCCAUCAACUCCAAAAGAUCCUUGGUGCCCAUUUGCAGCCAUGCUACCCCUAUUUCCCUGGAUUUACAUUGUUUUUGAUUUGCCUUUUCUAACUAUUUCAUAUAAAUGGAGUAAUUUAUAUGGUUGCCUAUAUCUUCCUAGCUGGUAUAAUAUUUUUGAGGCUCAUCCAUGUUAUGUAUCAGUACUUCAUUCCAUUGGCUGAAUACAUCCUAGUGUAUGGAUAUAUCACAUUCUUUUUUAUCCAUUUAUCAGUUAAUGGACAUUUGUUUUAUGUUGAUUUAGCGUUAAUGAAUAAGGCUGGUACGAUCAAUCCUGUAUAAGUCUUUGUGUUGACACAUCAGAGCCACUUUAAAAAAAAAAUUUUUUUUUAGUUAUAGAUGGACACGAUAUCUUUAUUUAUUUAUUUUUUUAUGUGGUGCUGAGGAUCAAACCCAGGGCCUCACCCAUGUAAGGCAAGCGCUCCACCACUGACUGAGCAUUUCUUCUUCAUUUUUAUUAAGGUGAAAAGUAUAUUACAUAAGAAUUGAGUAAAUACUAGCAUAGCAGUAUCUGUGUGAACUCUAUGAAUAAGUAUGUCUGUACCAUUUUCUUAAAAGUUCCCUUAGGUUGUUUGGUCUUUUUUCUUUUUCCCUCUUUUUUUAAUGGUACUAAGGCUUGAACCCAGGGCCUUGCACAUGCCAGGGAAGCGCUCUAUACCCCAGCCCUGAGGGACGAGCCUCAGGAAAACUGCAUUUGAGCAUAUGCUCUUAAUAAAAUGUGAUUUACUAUCACUCAAGGGGAGUAAAAAUCUGGAAAAUAACUUAUUAUAAUGUAAAUUUUUAUCAGUUAAAUCAUUUAAGUAUUAGGGGAUAAUACCAGCAGUAUUUUUAAGAGCUGAUAAAAAAAUUUUGUAGGCUUAAAUAUGAGACUACUACCAAAAUGCAAAUAGUUUCUUUAAAAAUAUUUAAAUUGUUUUUAUUUAACUUUGCAAAUCUAUUUUUUAUUUUUAUCAGUAUCUUCCAGUAAGUACAAGCUAGAAAGACAUUAGAAACAAAGCAUUUAGUGCUUUCCAUAUUUUUAUCAAAAACUUGGAAGUGUCACUUGACAUAGCACUUUUUCUUUUAUUUGUACUUUGCAAAUGUUAAUACUAUAAAGCAUAAUCUUAUGCAAUAUAAAGAAUAUUAGAGAAUUAAUCAUAAAGGAGAAUGUAAUUAAUGAAGGAGCAUGAAUUCUUUUUUCUUUUUUAAAAAUAUUUAUUAUUUUGUUUUAGUUGUAGGUGGACACCAUAAUAUCUUUAUUUCAUUUUUAUGUGGUGCUGAGGUUUGAACCCAGUGCCUCACAUGUGCUAGGUGAGCAUUCUACCACUGAACCACAACCACAGCCCCAAGGAGCAUGAAUUCUGACAAGGGUCAAAUGGCAAAGAAAACAUUUUGCUGAGGAAAGGAAAAAGCAACACUCUGAGAAUCCAGGGCUUAUAUAUGAUGAAGUGCUUUAAACAUGAAUGAAAAGAUGAUCUAGAUAGAGAUAUUUAAAUGUGAGAAGAAGAAACUUAGGAAGAUGAAAAUGAUUUAAGGUGAAUGUCAACAAUUUUCACAUUAAAAGAAAAAACCCUAUUACCAAUUAUAGAAACAUCUUUAAGGAAAAAAAAAUCCUAAAUCUUAUUAACCAAUAGAAAAGUUUAUCUCCAAAAAUGAUAAUGAAUAAUACUUUUCACAUGGAUAAUGUUUCAGUUUAAAAGAUUAAAUGCAUUUUCUUACCUUGAAAUGACCCAGCAAAGUCAAAAUCGUCAUCAUCCUUUCUCUUGCUUCUCUUAGUAUUGACUUUUGAGCUGUCUUCAUCAGACUCUGUUACCCAAAUAAAUUUGUUAUUAAGCCAUUUCAAAACAAAAGAACUUCAAGUUAUGUUAAAAUCUUAGUCUGAUGGCAAGGAUUGAACCCAGGGCCUCGCAUGUGUUAGGGGAGUGCUCUACCGCUGAGCCAUAACCUCAGCCCGUUAAUUAUUAUUCUAACAUUAAAAAGAUACAAUAUACACACUCAACUAGUAUUGUAUAGAGAGGCUAAUUAUUGAUUAAAAGUCCCAAACUUGGGGCUUGGGAUGUGGCUCAAGUGGAAGCGCGCUUGCCUAGCAUGCGUGAGGCACUGGGUUCGAUCCUCAGCACCACAUUAAAAAAUAAAUAAAUAAAUAAAGAUAUUGUGUCCACCUAAAACUAAAAAAUAAAAAAAAAUUAAAAAAAAAAAAGUUCCAAACUCAAAACUCAACAAAAAAAUACUGCCUUUAAACCUUUGGUUUGAAAUAAGAAAAAGGUCCUCUUUAAAAAUUCUAGUUUAUUGCAUUAAUUUGAAUACAGAUUACAUUAGAAAUCUUUAUUAGAAAAAGUAGCCAAGACUGAGAAAGGAUUUUUUUUGUAUUUGUAUUUUAUUAAAAA